UUGUCACCCAUUAAGAAAAAUAAAAUAAAAAAUGCAGGCACAAGUCUUUGCUGGUGUCUCCUUUCUCCCUCCCACCAUUUCCAUUACCACACUUCCAACUUCUUUAAAUCUUUGUCUUCCCAACAAAUUCUCAUUUGUGUGUAAAAGCAAGAAGCUAGAAGAUGAAGUCUUAGCUGGUCUUCCCAAAGAAUUUCAUGAUGAGGAAUGGCAAGCCCGUCAACGUGAAAAGACAAAAGAGCUGGAGCGGUUACGUAAAGAAGAAGACGAAGAAGAAGAAAGGAUAGUUGAAGAGUAUCGGGAGAUUGGCAUGUUGUUGAAGAAUUAUCCUCAAGAAGAUGUUUUUAAGGCGAAAAAACUGGUGUCCAGUUUUAUAAAAUCUGCUGAAGAAGUCGAAGAGAAAAUUGAGGAAGCUGCGGAGAAAGGGGAACUGAAUGAACUUGUUCUUAUGGUCAUCUGGACUCGUCUUGAUCUUGCUCGCCGUGAUGAAGAAAAAGAUGCAGUAAGAAGUCUAGAUCUGUUAUACAGGCGUGUCGAGACUGAGAUCUUGAAGAGGCAAGCUAGUCCAGCCAUGAGACUUCUCAAUGAUCUUUUAAUCAUGCAUGAUGGAUUUGAUGACGAUGGUUGGCUCAAGGCAUGUAAAAAACGCAUGGUCGAAACUUUCCCACGAGAAGAUCCAUUCAGUCUCUUGGUCCCCUCAGGGUUUGAUCUUGAUAAGCACCAUGGCCCUCUAGCAAGACCGGCAAUGGAAGCAGAUGAUCUUCUUUUAAGAAUUGAUUUUAUAAGAGAAGUCGACACGUUACUAAAAGAAGUUCGGCCAGCAGAAACCGAGGGAUCAAAGAUUGAAGCUCUUGAUCCUCAAUCCGUUGCAAAUAGGUUGAAAGAACAAGAGAAGAAGAAGGUACCGCUCCCCCUCAGGGAAAAGUGACACAUUAAGAAAACGAGCUGUGUCAAGGGGAGUUUGCUACCUGCCUACCUCAAGGAACAUGUUUUGUCAGAGGCACGCUGAUAUGUCGUAUUUUAUACUCAUUUCCCACAGUUAAUAUGGUUGAUUUAGCAUGUUUAAUGAGUCGUUUUUGUAUACAAUUGGUGCGUUUAUGGUAUUUGUUAGUGUUUCAGGUUAAUAACAAGUACUUGAGCGUAUUUCUGAAGAAAACGACAUUCUUGAAGUGAAAUAAGUGCUUACGGAUGAUUAAGGGUCGUUUGGAUGAAGUUUGGAGAAAGUCAACAAAAGUCAAACCUGGAAUCAAGAAGAGCUGUACAGCAGCUAGUUAGCUGAGCCGCAGCUCCUCUAAUACUGAUCUAUGCAAAGUCAAUGGAAGUCAAAAAGUCAACAACAGUCAAGGUUAGCUGCGCCGCAGCUUACUAGCUGCCCCGCAGCUUAUGCCGAAUCUGCACAAGAAUUUUUAGAAACAUAUAAAUAGCAUGCUUAAUCAUUCCAAAACCUAACCUUACUUUCUCCAGCCGAUUUUUGCAUCUUUAGAGGAGGGUUUUCAUCAGUUUAUUCAUCCUUGAAGAUCAAGAUUACAAUUGGAUUAUUCUCAUCAUUCCGUAUUAGAUAUUUAGUCAUUCUUGGAAGGAUUUCUACAUUUGGUACAUUAUGUUUUCAUAUACUAUUGUUUGUUUUCAUCUUUUCAUUAUGAGAGGCUAAAUCUCUUUACACCCGCUUGGGUAGUAAACACGUCAUAGGGUCGUUUUGAAUGUUACUUGCAAUCGUUGGACAAGAUUUUUCAUGUUGAAUCGAAGAUCCAUAUUUAUUUGAGUUUAAA
Messenger RNA from Erigeron canadensis, 1766 nucleotides. Its product is annotated as protein PALE CRESS, chloroplastic. The transcript has 8 exons. Lineage: Eukaryota; Viridiplantae; Streptophyta; Magnoliopsida; Asterales; Asteraceae. The record is from RefSeq and is a predicted model, not a curated record. Gene Ontology annotation, biological process: cellular response to light stimulus; chloroplast mRNA processing; leaf development. The coding region runs from base 32 to 925 and encodes 297 amino acids. Gene Ontology annotation, cellular component: etioplast; proplastid; chloroplast.